CGGGGCGGAUUCCGGCGGGCGCGUGAACGGUGGAGGUGGCGGCGGAAGUAACCGGUGGGCCAGGUCCCUGCCGACACCAUGCUCCCAUUGUCACUGCUGAAGACGGCUCAGAAUCACCCCAUGUUAGUGGAACUUAAAAACGGGGAGACAUACAAUGGGCACCUGGUAAGCUGCGACAACUGGAUGAACAUCAACCUGCGUGAGGUGAUCUGCACAUCCAGGGAUGGGGACAAGUUCUGGCGGAUGCCCGAGUGCUACAUCCGUGGCAGCACCAUCAAGUACCUGCGCAUCCCUGAUGAGAUCAUUGACAUGGUCAAAGAAGAGGUGGUGGCCAAGGGUCGUGGCCGUGGUGGUCUGCAGCAGCAGAAACAGCAGAAAGGCCGUGGCAUGGGGGGUGCCGGGCGAGGUGUCUUUGGUGGUCGUGGCCGAGGUGGGAUCCCAGGCACUGGCAGAGGUCAGCCAGAAAAGAAGCCAGGCAGGCAGGCGGGCAAACAGUGAGCUGGCCCUGUGUCCCCCAGAGACUUGAGCCCUCCUCUGCCAGGCUGCAUGUCUGCUCCGGUCCACGAGUCUGUUCAGAAGAGAAAAAAGAGGCAGGUGUUUGGGGGACCCCAGCCUGUGCAUUUUGUGAUCCUCCUCUUUAUGUCAAGUCCUUUAUUUUAUUUUUUUAAUUGAUUUUUGAGAGAGGAAAGGGGAGAGAGAGAAACAUCGAUUGGCU
Miniopterus natalensis is the source of this 715-nucleotide messenger RNA. RefSeq names its product LSM4 homolog, U6 small nuclear RNA and mRNA degradation associated (gene LSM4). Gene Ontology annotation, biological process: mRNA splicing, via spliceosome; nuclear-transcribed mRNA catabolic process. NCBI's taxonomy places the organism in Eukaryota, Metazoa, Chordata, Mammalia, Chiroptera, Miniopteridae. Gene Ontology annotation, molecular function: RNA binding. The record is from RefSeq and is a predicted model, not a curated record.